GCUGACUUCUCUGUCUAUGCGCUUCACGGGCAUGCGUAGGAGUAGGGGAGACACGCAUUAGGAAAUCAUACGAAGAGUGGACUUCGGUUCAACCUGCAUUGGGUUUUCUAACUACACGUUUUAGGGACGCAACUAAAUGGUGUGAGUGACCCAGCCUGGUCCAUGAUGUCUCGAAGUGGCCACUCCAAGAGUACCAGGACAGGGUCAUCCACAGGCCAGUGUGAGCCUCCUCAGGGACCAGGCGUCCAUGUCUAUCUGUUUUGGACCAAGGGAGGGGAGCGCUAUCUGACCCACACAGAGGGUAAAGUGACAGCUGAGCUUUCCAUCUCUGCAGCACAGACUGUGGGUAUAACUCCACUGUGCCAUGUCCUGUUUUCCCUGUAUGACCCUGAAUCCCACUGCUGGUACAGUCCCAACCAUUUUUUCAACCCAGAAGAGCAGACAAGCCUGACACUCCAUUAUCGCAUGAGGUUUUACUUUCGGAACUGGCAUGGGUUGAGUGAGAAGGAGCCGUCAGUGGCGCGAUAUGCCCCACGGUCAGGGACAGAGCACGGGGGCUCACCUCUACUAGAAAUGACCUCCCUGGAAUACCUCUUCUGCCAGGCAAAGUUUGAUUUUGUGAAUGAUGUCACGCCGAUGGAGGAUGCUCAAGGAAAAGAAGAGUUGAGUAGCUUUAAGAAUGAGAGUCUGGGGAUGGCUGUGCUGCACCUCUCUCACCAGGCCCUGUGCUCAGGCUGCACGCUACAGGAAGUGGCCAAGUCUGUCAGCUUCCUGCGCUGCAUUCCGAGAUCCUUCUCCAGACACAUAGCGAGGGACAACUUCCUGACGAAGAUCCGUAUCCGGCGUGUGUUUGCUGACUUUGUGAGGACCUUCCAGGAGCACACUGUGGACGUAGGACGCCUGGGCUCCCAGGAGGUCAUGUAUAAAUACCUGUCUACUCUGGAGCACCUAGCCCCCCGCUUCGGCACCGAGACCUUCCUCACGGCCCACCUGGAGCUGAGGAAGGACGGGGGCGACGGGAGCGGCUCCUACCUCAACACCAGCCACGCUCACGGGGCCUCUGACCCUGAGAACUUUGGCCCUCAGGCCAUGCAUGAGGUCAUGGUGUCUGGUACCAAGGGGAUUCAGUGGAGGAAGAUCACAGUGCAGAAGGCCCAGGCCAACAGUUACUUUGGGAACGAUUACUUAGGGAAUCGGAAAAGUGUGAAGCAAUCGCCUCUCCAGCAAGAACCUAAAUCCUCUGACACAUGGACGUCUUUCUGCGACUUCCCUGYAAUCUCCCACAUCACCAUCACUGGAGCCAACGUCAGCAUCAUUAAACAGGACAACUUCUCUAUGGAGGUUCAAAUGAAUUCCAGCCUUGAGGCUCUGUCUUUCGUCUCCCUCCUGGACGGGUACUUCCGGCUUACUGCAGACGCACACCACUACCUGUGUCACGAGGUGGCUCCGCCCAGAGUGGUGCUCAGUGCCACCAAUGGCCUUCAUGGACCAAUGAAUGAUGACUUUGUGCUGCAGAGACUGAGGAAGGAAGCCGUGGCAGAGGGAGCCUUUCUUGUGCGCUGGAGCGUCCUCGACUACCACCGCAUCAUAUUAGCUGUUCUAAACAAGAGUCAGGAUGGACAAGCUGCAAUCCACAAGCAGUUCAGGAUCCUGCAUAGUGUUUCAGUGUUUGCUCUGGAAGGCUUGGACCGGGAGUUCUCCAGUGUCAAGGAGCUCACCGACAGCCUCAAGACCUUUGUGCUCAAGUCUGGCACGGACAAUUUCACUGUGAAGAAAUGCUGCCUACCCCGACCUGCAGAACUGUCCAACCUCUUGGUGAGGAGGCAGGGUGCGGACCAGUGUGUUCAGCCUGACUCUGUGGCCCUCUGUCUGACUCAGCUGAGGUUCCAUCAGAUCAAAGACAAGGAGAUCACCCAGGAGCAGCAUCUGGGCCGUGGGACCAGGACCAACAUCUACUCGGCAGUCUGUUGGUGUGGGGCGGAGGAGGAGGAGGAGGAUGAGGAGGACAAGUGGACAAACAAUCUUACUGAUCGCAAAGAGAUCCGAGUGGUUCUUAAGAUCUUGGACCAGAGCCACAAGGACAUAGCUUAUACCUUGUGUUUCUAAAACUACCGUUUCUCUCACCAUAAUUCACGUCUGGAAUGUGACCCUUUGUUACAAUGUUCAUGAUAAUCCUUUCCCUCUUUUCUGGUGGAGGAGUUUGUGGAGUUUGGGCCUCUGGAUGUGUUCCUGCGAAGGGAAAGGGCGCUGGUCACUCCUCAGUGGAAAUUUACUGUAGCCAAACAGCUGGCCAGUGCCCUGAGCUACCUCGAGACUAAACAACUGGUACAUGGUAACGUCUGUGCCAAAAACAUUCUGGUGGCUCGCCGUGGUCUGGAGAAGGGCUCCUUUCCCUUCGUCAAGCUGAGCGAUCCAGGCAUCGCCCUCAGCGUGCUGUCCAGAGAAGAGCGUGUCGAGCGAAUCCCAUGGAUCGCCCCGGAGUGUGUGCCAAGCGGUGCCCCAUUCGGCAGUGCUGCCGACCAGUGGAGCUUUGGAGCCACACUGCUGGAGAUCUGCAACAAUGGAGAUUUGCCCAUGAGUGGCAGCACGCUCACUGAGAAAGAGCGUUUCUACGAGACGCGGAGUCGCCUCACCGAGGCCUCGUCGCAGGAACUGGCCAGCUUCAUUAGCAUGUGUUUGACCUACGAACCCCGGGAGAGGCCGUCCUUCCGCACUGUGCUUCGAGAGCUCACUGAACUACAGAUCAAGAAUCCUGACAUAUCCCCCCUGGAGUCUCUCCCGGACGCUGACCCCAACGUUUUCCUCAAACGCUACUUGAAAAAGAUCCGGGACUUAGGAGAGGGUCACUUUGGGAAGGUGAUUCUCUAUGUGUAUGACCCAGCCAACGACGGGACAGGGGACUAUGUAGCAGUGAAGGCCCUGAAGCAUGAGGGAGGCAGCCAUCUCCGUGAAGGCUGGAUGAAGGAGAUUGAGAUCCUCAAGUCUCUUUACCACGGCAACAUAGUCAAGUACAAGGGCUGCUGCUCUGAGCUGGGAGGGCAGACGGUGCAGCUGAUUAUGGAGUUUCUACCGCUGGGCAGCCUCAGAGAGUACCUAGUCAAACACCGCCUGGGCUUGGCUCACAGCCUCCUCUUUGCACAGCAGAUCUGCCAGGGGAUGGAUUACCUGCACUCGAAGCGAUACAUCCACCGGGACUUGGCUGCCCGGAACGUACUGGUGGAGAAUGAGCAUCUGGUGAAGAUCGGGGACUUUGGCCUUACCAAAUACAUCCCAGAGGGAGAUGUUUACUACCGCGUGCGUGAGGAUGGAGACAGUCCUGUGUWCUGGUAUGCAAUUGAGUGUCUGAAGGAGAGCAAGUUUUCCUUCUCUUCAGACAUUUGGUCCUUUGGCGUGACGCUCUAUGAGGUCCUGACCCACGGUGAAUAUCGUCAGAGCCCUCCAGUGAAGUUCGUUCAGAUGAUGGGUAACGUGCAGGGUCAGAUGACGGUGAUGGUGCUGAUCAAGCUGCUGGAGAAACACAAUAGGUUGCCCUGCCCCCGAGACUGUCCUAGUGAGAUCCGCAUGUUGAUGCAGCAUUGUUGGGACUUUGACCCUGCGAGAAGGCCAUCUUUCAAAUCCCUCAUUGAGUCCAUCGAAGCGAUUCGCAAGACAUACGAACGGCAACCCAAUGUGCYGCUGGCCCAAAUUAGCCAAUGAGAACCUUACUUUUUCACAGGCCAGCUGGCCUUACUCCUGUAUACCUCAGCACUUUGCUACAUAAGUCUACUCUAGAGUCUACACCACACCCUGAACCACAGUGCCCUCUGUCUGUUCUGAAGGAGUAGACUGCUCUUUGUAUUAAUAAAUAGGAACUCAGGUUUUUAGUAAUUCUCAUCCAUUCAUUCAUAUAGAUGAGCCCUUAGUGAUGGCACCUGUUUUAUUUUGAUGUGACAGAUAUAAUUUUUUUAGGUGUGAAAUUCCCUGAAUGGCAGCUAUAGUGCUGUCUCGGGAGGAGAACCGGGUCCAGGUUCCGUGACUGAUCAAAUUAGGUUCUACCUUUUAGCCCGAGUUGGAGGAUCCCAUUCAUAUGAAAUAUUUAGUAUCCAGAACAGGAGAGGAGCUGUCAUUGCACAUGAUUUGUCACUCAUAAUGUUCACAUGAUUAAUAUAACACUUCAAUUGAGGCAUGUAUAUUACCAACAGUUUCUCUUUAUUUCUGUAUUGGUGUAAAUAUAAAACAUUUACUGAUUGUAUUGUAUCWUAUCAUGUUUUUCCUUAUGUUUGUAUGUAUUAAAUGUUUGAGUGGGCGAAUGUUGAAAAUUAAGCAUUUGUAUCCCUUGACUGUGUUUAAUAAAUUUGACCAAAGCCCAAAAAAUGCA
This is a messenger RNA of Salvelinus sp. IW2-2015, 4357 nucleotides long. The record is from RefSeq and is a predicted model, not a curated record. NCBI's taxonomy places the organism in Eukaryota, Metazoa, Chordata, Actinopteri, Salmoniformes, Salmonidae.